This is a messenger RNA of Cadophora gregata, 1539 nucleotides long. RefSeq lists its product as uncharacterized. Lineage: Eukaryota; Fungi; Ascomycota; Leotiomycetes; Helotiales; Ploettnerulaceae. The transcript is spliced from 3 exons. Gene Ontology annotation, molecular function: chromate transmembrane transporter activity. Bases 181 to 1464 code for a protein of 427 amino acids. The record is from RefSeq and is a predicted model, not a curated record. Gene Ontology annotation, biological process: chromate transport.
AUUUCCCUUGUGCUGGGGGUUCUACUGAGCAGUGAUGUAUCUCUACGCACAAAUUCUCUGUAGUUGGGACGGAGCGCGACAGAGAUCAUUUUUGAGUGAGAGCCUAGGCUGACGACUGAAUAUUAGUAUCAGGAGCUGUUUGCAAUAUGCCAAGGUCUCCCUGGACCUGGGAGCACGAAAAUGAUCUUCUGCCUUACAUUGCUACAUGCAGGGUUCAUUCCAGCCCUAUUUGUUUUCUUGACCUGGAGUCUUCCUGGGGCAAUCGGCAUGUAUGCUCUUUCUCUUGGUGUCCAGCGUAUGAAUGAGAUUCUUCCCUUGCCGGUUUAUGCCCUUCUUUCUGGACUGAACGCCUCAACCGUCGGCAUCAUCGCGCUAGCCGCUGUGCAGCUUGCCGAGAAAGCAAUCAGAGACAAGCUUACCCGUAUCCUGGUACUUCUUGGAGCAUGCGCGGGUCUGUGUUACAAUGCAUUGUGGUUCUUCCCGGUGCUCAUGCUCAUCGGCGGUCUCACUAGCGUCAUCUGGGAUGGCUGGAUGAGCCAGAGGAUUGGCAAGGUGAGGGCGAUGCUGAAACGAAAAAAGAACGGCCCAGAAAGCACGGCAGAGGAGGCUGGUGCCACUGAUAGUGUACAACUUGAUGACAGAAUAGAGAGCCAAAAUAGGGUGCAUAGAAGGAAUGCUGCUGCGAGCUCGAUCAAGUCAAGCAAUUCAGUAUCAGCUGUACAACUGCCUGCUGCGGACAACUCGCGGUUACAGACAGAGCAAGCUGCGACAAAUGAUACCGCAGACCAUAUGAUCCGCAUCAAGGUUGGAAUCGCGAUUACAAUUAUAUUUUUUACUUCCUUUACCGCCAUUCUUGUAGCUCGAGGCAGUAUCAAUGCCCCCCCGCUCGUUCUCGAUCUCUUCGCCAACAUGUACCUAGCUGGUACAAUCAUCUUCGGCGGCGGCCCAGUGGUUAUUCCCCUUCUCCGUUCAUAUGUUGUCGAUCCCGGUUGGGUCUCUAGCCGCGACUUUCUCCUAGGCCUCGCUAUCAUCCAGGCCUUCCCUGGUCCCAACUUCAACUUUGCUGUCUACCUGAGCGCACUUACAUUGCAACGAUCCCAGUUCCCAACUGUCUUUGGUGCGUUCCUAGGCUUCCUCGGUAUUUUCCUCCCUGGAAUCACACUAGCGGUUGCUGUGCAGAGCUUCUGGCGGGUGCUACGGACGAAGAAGUGGGUAGUAGACCUGCUACGAGGGGUGAAUGCGACAGCAGUGGGGUUGGUAUUCACGGCGGUUUACAGACUAUGGGAGAUUGGUUAUCUCGUACCUGAAGACAGUCGCGGGCGGAGUUUGGCAGCGGAGCCAUGGUGGGUCGUUGUUGCUGCAGUCACGUACGCGGAGAGUGCUUGGUUUAAUGUUCCACCAGCCGUUGCCAUUGUGAUAGGCGCCGUGUUAGGGCUUUGCUGGUACGGUGCAGUUGGGCGAUGAAAGUCACUAGUCACGCGAAACCUAGCCUGUGGUAUGUCAUGUCAUGUGCGGAGAAAGUGGAUGGAGGAAAGAGCC